Molecule: messenger RNA, 3198 nt
Organism: Doryrhamphus excisus (bluestripe pipefish)
Lineage: Eukaryota; Metazoa; Chordata; Actinopteri; Syngnathiformes; Syngnathidae
Source: RefSeq, a predicted model, not a curated record
UCUUUAUGUUCUUCAAAAAAGAAUGUCUGCUCUUAUCAACUUAACACUUGACUUUCAAAAUUUGACUUAGAGAAACCUGCUACGACAUUUAGUGUUUAAGGCUUUUAAUGUCAACUCACAGCAAUGCAUUGUAGAGCUAGCGCUAGCGUUAGCAUUAUUAGAUGACGGUACGCUUGAUGAGUGAGUCCAGCAUUAACCUGAAAGUGAUGGAAAUACUCAUACACAUACACAUAAUAACAAAAAUGAAUAUGAAUAACAAUAACAAGUACCAUAAACAGCGUCUUUAUUUGAGUCCAGAGUUCACAACAGCUUAAAAAGUCAUGUUAAAAAUACGAAAGCCUCAGUAGCGCCACUACAGGCAGGAUUGUGAACUACACACUCAUACGUAAACAAACUGCUUUAGCUCUUCUUGCUAACCAGCUCGCAACCAGGACCAAGAUUCUCCACCAUCAACCCAACAGAACCACUGACCCAAACAAAACUCGCAUAUAAUAGCCAGAUAAACACGGACAUUCUACCCCCCCAUCGUAUGACACUCCUUACAAGGUGGCGGGGCCUGCUGGUGGGGGUCGGAGCGUCUGGUGCUUCUAAGGUUUCUUCGGUAAGCUAACUUUAACUUCCUUGGAGGAUGAGGGAGGGGGUCGUGAAGAGACACCUCCAGGUUAUAUUGGGACCUGCUGAUUCAUACUUUUACACCCCCAAGAACCUCAGAGGGGGCCAUUGUUUGUGUUGUUGCUGGUCAAGUAGAACCUCUCUAGAACAUCAAGUGUGCUCAAAGGUUCCUUGAAACGUAUGGGUUCUGACAUGGUUUUGUCCUUGGUUAGGACUUGUGGGUGUAGAGGCUCAGAACCAAAGUCCUCAGCCCGGUAGAGCAGGUACUGGAGGAGAAGAUUGGAGAAGAGCUGACCGCGCCCCACAGGGUUGAAAUGUCCCCACAUUUAGAAAAAGGUCAAAUAUGUUUACGCGGUGUGACCCGAGCAGCACAUACAUGGAGGCUGGCGAUGCCUUGCGUAUUUUGGGAUGGAAGCUUCUGGAACGACUCGGUGCUGUCGGUUCUGUGGGACGCUGUAGUAGGUGACCUCACGCAGCAGGAAUGUGAGCUUUUUAAGGAGGCCGAGUUCCAACACGGGUGAAGGAGGACUGACUGGACUCAGAAGACGGAGACCACAUGACCGUGGAGGAUGCUGAAUGAAAACCACAUGUAGGACAGAAGGGGGAGGGUGAUGUUUCCCAAACCUCCGUCCCUCCCUCCCUCUCCUGUGUGGGAGGGAGUUUUUCGGAGGGGCUCCUGACAUUCCCAACAAGAAGAGGAGAGAGGAACGUGUGCGACGGGCAACAAAAGAUCCAGCAACAGCAGCGCAACGCAACCUUUGGAGCGCAGCCGCAUCGCCACCACAGCAUCCAGGCAUCGAGGAACACAAGAAGAAGAAGAAGAAGAAGAUGUCCAACGCUCUGACGAGGAGGAACUCCAGCAAACAAGGUCUUCAGAACCUCAUGAGGCUGACGGCGCAGAGGAGCAUCGAGGAUGCGGAGGAAGUGGAGAGGGAGCGGCGGCGGCGAGUUCGUGAGGCCUCCUGUCGCAGGAACAGCGACUCGGCGCCAGCGGAGGAGAACGACAUGUACGACUUCAAGCCCAGCAGCUCUCCAUCGCUGGAGGAGGACGAGGGCUUCAGCGACUGGACGCAGCGGCGAGAGAGGCGGAGGCAACAGCGCCUCCAGGAGGUCGUCCACAUAGGCGGAGAGGACAAAGAGGAUGAGGAGGAACGCAACUCUGCAAACAAAGCAUCCCUUGAAAACACCUCCAUCACGGCCUCCCGUCGCCUGAUGCAGGAUGAUGAUGAUGAUGAUGAAGACGUGCAGGCAGAAGGAAGACAGCAAGUCCAAGUGGCGUCCACGUCUGAGGUUUUCCUCGUCCAAGAUCCCAAACACUCCAGUACGGACGCAGACCAGCAGGAAGUGACAUCGUCCCCAAAGAACCAAUCAAAGAAGCCUAGCAGGUCGAGCGAGCACGGCGAAUCAGAGGCCGAGCGCCACCUGGAGAAGAUCCGCCGAGGCCUCCAGGAGAAGGAGAUCCAGGAGGCGGAGCAGCAGCUGAGGCGUCGGCAAGCAGAGGCUGAGCGGGAGCAGGAAGAGCUGAAGAGGAGGCGGGAGCAGAGGCGCCACGUCCGCGAGGAGGCGGAGCAACACAGGGAGGAGGAGAAGGAGCAGCAGCGGCGCAUCUCCAAAGAAGAGGAGGAGCGCCGGCGCAUGAGGGAGGACACGGAGAGGAGGAGGAUGGACACGGCAGAGAGGACGAAGAGCAUGAGCGAGCAUGACGCCGACGAGGCCUUCAGCCCCUUCGGCCCCAAGACGCCCACCCACAAAAUCUCAGAGAGGACAGAAUCCCUGAGCCGCUCACUGAAGAAAAGUAACAGUUUUAAGAAGACGCAAGCGCUCGUCCUCGUCAGCAAGAUUGACGACAAGAUGGAGAAGUACGCCCACGCCGUGGAGAACUCUCAGGAACCUCGAGGGGCGAAGGCACCGAUGGUUGACAUGCCCAACUCGCUGGAGGCCGUCACCUCCAAGAAGAACCUCUUUGAGGGCGGCGAGGCCUGGACCAGCAGUCCGACUAAGGCGACAGCCAGCAAGGACACUGAAGGGAUAAAGGUGGGCGUGGCCAACAUGAUCACUCAGUGGGUCAAAGGUCAAUCAGACAGUAGCCGACCCGCACAGAGCCGACCAGCAGAUUUGAGGUGUGGAGAUGUGAUGCAAAAGAAGAACAUGUGGGAGAUCAUUGGAGAAUCAUCAGGGAAGCCCGGGCAACACGUGAAGGGCUCUGCAGCAAAUACAAAGUACAAGUUUGUGGUGACCGGACACGGCAAGUACGAGAAGAUCCUCGUGGGGGGCCACGGAGGAGAUGGCACCAAUGCGGAGUCGGAUUUAUAUCAAAGUGACUACUAAGUGGAAUUUCCCCGGCUUGGACUCAAACCUUCAACCUGAACAACCAGCAUUACAACACUCAUUACGCUCAACCAACAUGUCAAUCACAUUGCAGCCCCUUCUUCACGACGCGCGUAUAUUCAUUUGGACUCCUCCCCCUUUUCAAUCACUGGGGCUUCUUUUUUCACUUGAAACGUAUUUUUGAUUAUGCUUUAUGAAUUUGUACGUUCCUUUUUCAAGUCAAUAAAGAUCUUUUUGAUACUACCAUUUUUCCAUUUA